AUGAAGCUCUCCAAUCCCGGCACCGUUCCCGUAUACACCAUCUCCGGUGCAUCCACUGCCCGGCCGCUCCCCGACUGGCUUGCGCGCCGCCGGAAGCGAAGCUUAAAGGACGAUGCCGAGUACCAGAGCCGAGUCGAGCUCCUCCAAGACUUCGAGUUCGAGGAGGCUAGCAACUGCAUCCGCAUCAGUGAGGAUGGCGACUGGAUCAUGAGUACCGGCACCUACAAGCCGCAGAUCCACGUCCACAGCCUCCCUCAGCUAUCGCUGUCCUUCGCCCGCCACACCAACGCCCUCAACCACUCCUUUGUCCUCCUCUCUUCCGACUACUCCAAAUCGCUCCACCUCCAAACAGAUCGGAGACUCGAGUUCCAUACCCCCAUGGGCUGCCACUAUGAAGUGCGCCUUCCGAGAUACGGUCGCGACUUGGUUUACGACCGACAGUCGACCGAGGCCCUUAUCCCUGCCGUCGGUCUAGAUGCCGACGGUAAGGGCGAAGUCUUCCGAAUGAACCUCGAACUCGGACGCUUCAUGAAGUCAUACCAGGUUUCAGUCGGCGGUGAUGACGAGAUGACCGGAGGUGGACUCCAGGGUGGCAUUGGUGUUGGCAGCGUCAACACCGUCGCCGUGGCGGAAAACACCCACAAUCUGCUUGCUUUCGGAACCUCAAUAGGUACUGUCGAAUUCUGGGAUCCUCGAUCCAAAUCUCGAGUGGCGCUUCUAGGUGGCCACGACGGAGAGGUUACGGCACUCGACUUCAGCCCCACCGGUCUAUCACUGAUCACCGGUUCGUCAACGGGAAUGAUGCAAAUAUUCGACAUGCGACGACCGGUUCCGUUGAUGAAGAAGGACCAAGGAUACGGUUUCGCUAUUAAGAAGCUCAUCCACAUGACGACGGCCUCCCAGGAGAAGAAGAUUCUGUCCGCCGAUAAGCGUAUCAUCAAGGUCUGGGAUGAGUCGACUGGAGAUCCAUGGACUUCGGUGGAACCCGUUGUCGACAUCAAUGAUGUGGCCUGGUGCAAGGACACGGGUAUGGUCCUGACGGCGAACGAAGGCAAACAGCAGCACGCAUUCUUUAUCCCUCAGCUCGGCCCUGCGCCGAAAUGGUGUUCCUUCCUGGACAACAUGGUUGAAGAGAUGGCGGAAGAGGUUCACACCGAGACCUACGACAACUACAAGUUCUUGACUCUUCCCGAAUUGAAGCAGCUCACUCUGUCCCAUCUGAUUGGCAAGACCAACUUGCUCAGGCCAUACAUGCACGGAUACUUUGUAGCAUCCAAGCUGUAUGAGCAGGCUAGGUUGAUUGCGAACCCGUACGUCUGGGAGGAAGAGAGAACGAAGCGCAUCAAGGAGAAGGUCGAGAAGGAGCGCUCAAGCAGAAUUAGAGGCACCAAGAAGGUCAAGGUCAACCAGAGGUUGGUUGAUAAACUUCUCAAGAAGCAGGAGAACAGAGAAGAGGUCAACACCAAGGCUGGAGUGCUUGGCGAUGAUCGAUUCAGCAAGCUCUUUGAGGAUGAGGCCUACAAUGUGGAUGAAACCACUGGAGAAUUCCGAGCGCUCAACCCCAGCACUCUCGUGGACCAGGAGCCUGUUGAUCCAAAGGCUCCUGCCCGUUAUCAGGGCAAGGAUUCAGAUGACGACUCUAGUGCUAGCGAAAACGAAGCAGCGCCGAUAAGGAAGGCGAAGGACGACGUUGUGAUGCGUGUGUCGUCGACCAGCAACGGUGGCCGCGCAGUCAGGGACACGGCAUUGGGAUCGAGACAACAAAAGUCGGGCCGCACGAAUAAGGCGCGCGGCGAAGUUGUGGGUGAGCGACAAGUCACAUUCGUUCCGCAGUCGAGGAAGAAGCAAAGGCAGGAGGAGGAAGAGGAGGCCCCUCCUCCUCCUCGGGACAAGAGGAAUGGAUCUCGCCGAAGCGCCAGCUCCAACACCUUCAGGAAGAUGUAA
Messenger RNA from Ilyonectria robusta, 1944 nucleotides. RefSeq names its product WD40-repeat-containing domain protein. The record is from RefSeq and is a predicted model, not a curated record. Gene Ontology annotation, biological process: maturation of SSU-rRNA from tricistronic rRNA transcript (SSU-rRNA, 5.8S rRNA, LSU-rRNA). Lineage: Eukaryota; Fungi; Ascomycota; Sordariomycetes; Hypocreales; Nectriaceae. Bases 1 to 1944 code for a protein of 647 amino acids. The transcript has a single exon. Gene Ontology annotation, molecular function: protein binding. Gene Ontology annotation, cellular component: small-subunit processome; nucleus; 90S preribosome.